AUGCCAGGAACAACAAAACCACAACCAACAACCUACAAAGGAUUUUCUGAUAAUUUUUUAAAAAUAAUUAUAAAAAAUGUCAAAGACGAAAAUGUUAAUAUAGCCAAUUUUGAUGCCUAUGAGGCUAUCGGUUUAAAAGAUAGAGCCUUGGGGCUUUUAAAAAAGAAUAAUAAUGAUGAAUAUGACGGUGAAGAAGUUAUUACAACUUCAGAGAAGAAACUUCCAACUGGCGAAAUUAAGAAAAUCAGAACAAGUAGCAAACAAGACACCGUAAUUAAACAGAUUAAGUAUCGUUUUCAUCAAACUCAGUUAAAAAAUCAUCCCGACAAGUCUAAAAAUGGAGAAGAAGUGGCAAAAGAUGGCAUAAAAGCUUGGAGCAUCCUUUCAAAUGAGACGGUUAGAAAUGAAUAUGAUAAGCAUUAUGAAGAUAUCAUUGCCGUUAAACCAAGCCCCCAAUUUAGACAAGCAGUCAAAGACAGAUUACAAAGACUCUCCCGAAAGACUGAUCCCAAUUCAGGAAACUUAGGAAACGAAGGGAAUGAUGUUGACGGAAAAAGUGAUGAGGAAGGUCUUGAUGUCAGCGGAUAUGUUCACCUUUUCCCGUCCCCAACUUUUAUUGAUAAAAAAAUUGACAAACCGAGUUCUAAGUUAGGAGUUAAUGAUGUUAACAAUUAUGCCGAACAAAUUAAAAAUAAAAUUAAACGAAUUGUCUACGGAAAAAAAGCUCCCAAAGGUUAUUAUAAGUACCAAGAUGCUCAAAAUGAAAAUCUGGAAAUACUUCGUGACUUAGACGGAAAAAGAGAAGGUGAAAAAGGAAUACUAUUAUUAGAAUUCGAUGAGCCUAAUCAUUAUCUUUAUAAACAAGUUAUCAAGAAUUGCCAAAAUUUCCUUGCUAUUAAAAAAUUGGUGAAAGAAAAAUUAACCGAGUUGAAUAAUUUAAUAGAUGCAGAAGGGGGUAAUCUUCAAGGUAAUACUACUGGCCCUCUCGAAACAAAAUUAAGAAAGUUAGGAGAAUUAGAAGAGGUGGGGCAUCAGAGCAAAUCAUCUUCUUCUUAUAGUGGAAGUUUUACUAUUGAUUACACUAAAAUGAAGUUUAAAAGCAUUUCAGAUAGCAAUUUAUUAACUGAAAUCGAUAAAAUUUUUAAAGAACUUCGGGCGGAAAUUAGUAAGAAAGGAAGCAAACCCAGAAAUAAUAACCACAAAAAACCAGGGGACCCUGGAAAAGACGCAGUUCAGGAGAUAGAACUGGCUCUUAAAGAGGCUGCCAUCGCUUCAAUUUCAGAAAAAACCAUUUUAGGGUCAGGUAAAACUUUAAAAGAACAUUUCAGAAGUUUUCAAGGCAAAUCGGCUAUUGAUGCUGAAUUUCUUCGUUUGGCUAAAUUAAUUGAUAAUCAAGGGCAAGAUAACGACCAGGAGAUUAAAAAAGGUCAAUUCCAAGGUUUGGAUAAGAAGAAAAUUGAACAAUUAAGGGAUAAUUUCAUCAAAAAAAUCACAGAUUUUGUUGCCAAAAACAAAGAUGCUGUUCGUGCUAUUAUUCAAGAAAUAGCCAAGGCCUUACAAGCAGCUGCUGAGAUUAAUAAGAAAAAAGAUAAUGGUGAAAUGAAUGAAGAUGAAGCAAAAGAGAAGAAAAAGGAUUUAGUAGAAAAUAGGAAAAAAAAUAUAACUGUAGAAAUAGCGAAAAAAACCAAGGAAGGUCACCAAAAAUUGGCAGUAGAAAUCAGCGAAUUGCCGACCCAACUUUUCGCUCCUCAUAAGAGUUUAGAAGAAAAAUUAAAUAGUUUGGAUAAAUUAGAAGAGAUUAGUGCUUUCAAUGAGAAAUUACUAGCAGCCAUAAAUGAUAAAAAAAAUGAGAAAUUAGAAGUUAUUGUUAAUGAUGCUAUUGGGGAAAUUGAACAGGAAAUUGGUACGUUAAAUAUCGAAUUAGGGAAAAAUAAAGAUUUUAAAGAAAAAAUUAAAAACUCGCGAGACCCUGAUAUUAUUGAAAUGAUUAAGCAAAAUGUUUUACAGUUAGUUAAAGAGCAAAAAAUGGCUGCUGCUCUUAACGAGACCAGUUUUUCGCAGGGAAAUCAGCCAGAAGAGCCAGGAACUUCCUGA
This is a messenger RNA of Entrophospora sp. SA101, 2094 nucleotides long. NCBI's taxonomy places the organism in Eukaryota, Fungi, Glomeromycota, Glomeromycetes, Entrophosporales, Entrophosporaceae. The record is from the annotation of a GenBank genome assembly.